AUGGCACCAACAGACGAGAAAACCCUCCACCUGGUAGGCAUCGGCGUAGGCCACUCAAUUGCGCCCCCAAUGCACAAUGCCAUCGCGAAAUCCCUCUCCCUCCCCUGGACCUUCCACGCCACCGAGUGCGACACAAUCGAAGACCUCCUCCUUCUGGCGCGCAAAGACUCAACAGCAGGCCUCGUCGUCACGAUGCCCUACAAAAACACAGUCAUGCCCCGCCUCGACGCCAUAGACCCCCUCGCCACCACCAUCGGCGCCUGCAACAACGUCUACCGCGAUCCCUCAGACCCGGUGCGACUGAGGGGUACGAAUACGGAUUGGCUGGGUGUGAAGGGAUGUCUUCUCGAAAAGGGGAAUGAGCGAGGCCCGGUAGAAGGGAAACCUGCGUUAAUUGUGGGUGCUGGUGGGGCAAGUCGUGCUGCAGUGUAUGCUCUGCAUACCUACUUCAAGGCCUCUGUAAUCUACGUCCUGAACAGAGAUGAUGGAGAAGUAUCCGAUCUCCAGCGCGAUACUCAACGCCUGGACCCCGUCCCCAAGAUUGUUCACGUCAAAGAAGGGGAGUCGAAGACGCUGGAGACACCGUACUACGUGGUUGGAACGGUACCCGAUUUCGAGCCCACGUCGGCGUCUGAGUUAGCGGUAAGAGCAUCGCUAGAGGACUUCCUUUCACGGCCGGAGAAGGGGGUCUUGUUGGAUAUGUGCUUCAAGCCGCGGCGGACGAGGAUGAUUAAGCUAGCGGAGAGUCAUGGGUGGCCUUCGGUGGAGGGGACGCAUGUUAUUGGCUACCAGAUCGAGGAGCAGUGGAAGCUUUGGGCUGGAGAGGAGAGGGUGAAGAAGUUGGAUAAGGAUGCAGCGUGGAGGGUGCUAUUGGAGGCAGCUGAUAACAGCCCAGGGAUCAACUUCUGA
Messenger RNA from Colletotrichum fioriniae, 909 nucleotides. RefSeq lists its product as uncharacterized. The record is from RefSeq and is a predicted model, not a curated record. Gene Ontology annotation, molecular function: shikimate 3-dehydrogenase (NADP+) activity. Gene Ontology annotation, biological process: chorismate biosynthetic process; shikimate metabolic process. Lineage: Eukaryota; Fungi; Ascomycota; Sordariomycetes; Glomerellales; Glomerellaceae.